UCGGUGAACGCAAAACGGACGCAAACAUUGUGCAACGCGCCAGCUCUUUUCUUCCGGCCCUUUUUGUGUUUCGCUUUCGGUGUAAUUAGAUUAUGACCGUGGGUGGUGGGGACAUAAAUGUCUGUGCUGGUUUCUUUAUGCUUGCUCAAGAUUGAACUCGUCGUAGCCGACGGAAGCAACAGUCACCAUCAGUCGCCUCAGAGUACGAUGCUCGGCCCGACGGAAUCCGACACAUCCGCCUGCGGCGAUGACGCAGCAGCAGCUGCAGGCGGCAGCAUUGCUGGCGACGAGGCAGUUGGCGCAGUAUCGACGGAACACCCGAACAAUCCGCGGUUGCAGCGCGAAAUGAGGGGCCAGCGUAAGCCGAAGAAGAUUACUAUCGAAAGCUACCGGAACCGACUGUUGGAUGGACCUGCAUCGGCCGCCGAUGACUAUCGUGGCAUUCUACCGAAAAGUUCUCGCGAACCGACCCCCAUGGACGGGGUGCUGCCAUCGUCGGCCACCGGAAAGCAGGACUUUCCGGGCGAGAUAAACUUCUUCUCCGGCAACCCGUUCGUCGAGGUUACGAAAGGCAUACUGCAUCUGUUCAAGAGAAACGAACGUGCCAAUAUUACGGAAGGUGGCGUUUCGAAGACGAUCUGCCUCAUAGCCGUACCGUCGUCGCUGAAUUGUCACGACAUUCUCAACUUUAUCGCACCGUGCCACCAGGAAAUCCAGCACGUGCGCAUCCUGCGCGAUGGAUCACCGAACCAGUUCAUGGUGCUGCUCGAGUUCCGGUGCGAUGAAGGAGCGACUGAGUUUUACAAAACUUUCAACGGUGCACCGUACAACAGUCUCGAGCCGGACUCGCUCUGUCACGCCGUUUGGGUGUCGAGCGUCGAGUGGGGUCUCGAUGGGUCCUGUGCCGCGCCACAGGGCCACACCGAGCUUCCCACGUGCCCCGUGUGUCUCGAGCGGAUGGACGAAAGUGUCGACGGUGUCCUAACGAUCCUCUGCAACCAUGCAUUCCACGCCGGGUGUUUGAUUAAGUGGGGCGAUUCGACGUGUCCCGUUUGCCGGUGUAUUCAAACACCGGAACUAUCCGAACCAUCGGUAUGCAUGGAGUGCGAAGGUACAGAAGCGUUGUGGAUUUGUCUUAUCUGUGGCCACAUCGGUUGUGGACGAUACCAGGGAGGUCACGCCGCUUCACACUAUCGUGCCACCAACCACACGUACGCGCUGCAACUCGGCACCAACCGUGUGUGGGAUUACGCCGGCGAUAACUUUGUCCAUCGGUUGCUGCAGAGCAAAUCGGACGGCAAACUGGUGGCAACGCAAUCGCCUGGCGGUGCAGAUGGCGAGGAAAAGAUUGACUCAAUGCAGCUCGAGUUUACCUAUCUGCUGACGUCGCAACUGGACGCGCAGCGUGAUUACUACGAGGAGCGAUUGUCACGACUGGAAGCGUCCCUUGGUGGCGAGCGGCAGAAACUGCAACAGGACAAUGAGCAGGCGAAAAAGAAGUACGUCACGCUCGAGACGAAACUGCAAGCGUUGACGAAGGAGAAGAAUUGUUUGGAGAAAAAAAUUACACAAAUGACUACCAAAAUGAACACCGUGGCAAAGGAGCUGGCGGAGGAGAAACAGUUCGGCAAAACGCUGCAAUCGAACCAAACGUCGUGGCAAACCAAGUUCAGUGAGCUGGAGAAAAAGUGCACCGAAAAGGAGCAGGAAAUAGUCGAUCUGAAGGAACAGGUGCGCGAUCUGAUGUUCUACAUGGAGGCCCAAAACACGAUCGCCGGUUCCGAGCUGAAGCACGAGCUCGUCGACGGUACGGUCAUUCUGCCCGACGACGACAGUGCCUCACUGCUGGCCGCGGCUGCCGGCAGUUCCGGUGCCACUGGUGGGAGCGGGGCCAACAAAGCGUCCGCUAGGCGCCGUCAGCGUAAAAAGUAAAGAUCUCUCAAAGCUACUCGCCCCCGUGUGGCUCCGAUCUGCGCGCACAGUUUCAAUCUUUCGAGCACACAAUUGUUUUUUAAACGAUAAACAUGUUUGUUUCGCCAAUUGUGAUACCCUUCGUAGUCGUUCCGUGCUUUAUUUUUGUCUUGCCAAUUUUACCGAUAAAUACAUAGCAGUUCGAUCCGA
Anopheles bellator is the source of this 2121-nucleotide messenger RNA. RefSeq names its product BRCA1-associated protein. The record is from RefSeq and is a predicted model, not a curated record. Gene Ontology annotation, molecular function: ubiquitin protein ligase activity; zinc ion binding. NCBI's taxonomy places the organism in Eukaryota, Metazoa, Arthropoda, Insecta, Diptera, Culicidae. Gene Ontology annotation, cellular component: cytoplasm. The transcript is spliced from 4 exons. The coding region runs from base 118 to 1932 and encodes 604 amino acids. Gene Ontology annotation, biological process: protein ubiquitination; Ras protein signal transduction.